Molecule: messenger RNA, 993 nt
Organism: Rotaria socialis
Lineage: Eukaryota; Metazoa; Rotifera; Eurotatoria; Philodinida; Philodinidae
Source: the annotation of a GenBank genome assembly
AUGAUUGAUUUUCAAACGUAUUUGAAACAUGGUUUAUUAUUCGAUGACAAUAAAAAACAAGCCUUAAGAAAUUAUAAAUAUGCUUCAGAAGAUCAAUCUUUCUUAGCUCCCUCUAUUCAUAUAAAUAGGCGAGAUGAUGAUGAUGGUUUGAAUUGUUUAAUAUAUGGAAUAGCUUUAUUUAUUUAUCAAACAUCGGAUGCACUUGAUGGAAUGCAAGGUAAAAGGGUUCAUAUGUAUGAAAAUGCGACUACUGAAAUAUUUGAUCAUGGUGUUGAUUCCAUUGUAACAAGUUUAACAAUAUUUGUCUUAUUAACAUCAUUUAUUGGUUUUCAUUCUCCAACUUAUGAACAUGUUGUUACACGAAAAAUGAGAUUUCAAUCUGGACCAUGCAAUCCAACAGAAGCAUUAAUUGGCAUGCAAUUAAUAUUCUUAAUCACAGCUAUUUAUCCAUCAUUGUGGACUUACGAAAAGUCGAAAUUAUUCUUGAUGCUAACUAUUGUACCAAUUUUAUCAUUUUCAGCUAUUUUAUCUUUUAUAUCAUCAUUAAAACAAAUACAUAUCUAUCAUAAAGGUGUUAUGAGUAUGACCUUAAAAUCUGUAUUUCGUGGAUAUUCUCCUCUUUUAUUUGUUAUUAUUUGUGCAUUUCUAUAUUUACCUCAAGUGUCUAUAUUAUAUAAAAAGCAUUCGUUAAUGUGCUUAUUGGCAAUAGCUAUUCCAUGGAAUUAUUCAAUCUAUCGAACAAUAAUAACUGAAAUAACUAAUGAUAAGAAUUUCGAUACAUUUGGAGUAAUACUUGGUCAAAGUCCAAUAUUAUUUUCAAUAGUUGCUGCAUAUUUUAUUCCAUCAUUAGUAAUGAUAACAUUAAUUAUAUCAAUUCUAUUGAAUGGAGUUUUCUAUAUAUAUACAGUUCAUUUUACGUUGAAAGAAGUAUGUCAUGCAUUAUCAAUGAAACAUUUUUGGACUGUUAAAACAGAUUUUCAAACGAAAAAAUAA